UGUGGCCUUAGUGGUACCUAAAACAGACCAUUUGGCUCGCUUUCACAUAACUGGGGAUGAUCGGUGCCCCCAAAAUCUCAUCAGGAAUAUCCUAGCCCUUCGAUAUGUGGCCUGCAGAUAGUUAAGGGUGGCAAUGGGGGGCAAGCAACCUGUCUAGACCAGUGAGCCUGACCCAACUUCAUACGUGAUACGUGCAUGUUAUACAUCCGACAAAUAUGCCAUUCUUAUCCUUGAUUUGAUGUAGACUGUUGAUUUCCUUUCUAUGUGUAGUUAUUGUGUGCGUGGUGCACUUCAACGACCUACGGAUGGAAACAUUCAAGUGGGAAAGAAGGAAUCUUAUCAAUUUUCCGGAUGGGUCGUGUCUGACCCAGUAAUUAUUUGGGUGUAGGCGUGGGCUUGGAUUUGCUGUGUAAGCCCAUGUGUGUGGUUUGGUCUGGUCUAGCUUUGACCUUAAGUGUUGAGCUGGGCCGGAGCCUGGCCUUUCUUGGCCACAAACCAUGGCCAUUGCAACUCCAACCAAAUAGAGUUAUUCAGAUAGUGUAAAUAUCUUCACAUUGAACCCAAAAGGGCCCAUUGGUGAUUGGGUCCAAAUCUGGGAGUGAUAUUCAAGUGAUCCGAAUUGUGGAUUACUGAACGAUAUUCCCAUUUGUUAGAACCUGAUAACACGACAGUAGACUAAGAUCGUUGUCCAGUGGAUGAUUGGUUCUGAUCUCGGAGGUCUACCCGCAUGUAAGUUGGGCAUUUGAUGCUCUGGCGCAGUGUGAUGCUCAAUACAGAAGCACUCACAAAUUGUAAACGUGGAAUCCACCAGUUCAAAUUGAUCCGUACAAAUUGUGAAAUACACCACUGUAAAAUAGGCUAUAAUCCAAGAAUCAAAUUGUUCCGACAAUCCUAACCACAAUACGUGAAGACUUGUUUGCUGAAAUAGGACCUUUGCCAAAUUUUCAUCGUCUCCGUCCGUUAGGUGUCCACCAAUUGCUUUGUUAGGCUAUCAUAGGACUGUAACCUACGGUUUGUAAUCCAUCUAAACUGGUCCAGACUAUUUGAGAGGUUUAAUAUUGGUAGGGCUGUCAACUGACCGGGUGCACUCAAUGGAUACUCGGACCCAGACACCCUGAUGAGCUGGGUAUAGGUGUAGCCAAAUAGGUACAUGUGUGGAUUUUUAUUUUUUUUUCUUUUUAGCACGAUUAAUGAAUUAAUAAAUUGGUCAGGUGUGGUAUGUGGGUGUGACUAACCCAUAUCCGAACAAAACCCUAAUCCAAUUAUAUAUAAAAAUAAAUUAUAAAUAAUAUAUUCUAUUUAUUAAAAUAGUAAACAUGGGUGUGCAUUUCAGGCCUAUAUGGGUAUGGUGCACUACCCAUUGGUGAUUAUGGGUACCCAAACCCUGCCCAUUAACAUCCCUAAUAUAGGCUAAAUUCAUUUCUCAUCUUUUUCCUUAUUUAUUUAUUUUUUUUUUAUACACCACAGCACCCACCACAUAGUCACUUAUCCCAUGAUCUCAGUAUUGAAACCGAGCCCGCGCAUUAACUAGCAUAUUCUACCAGAGUUACAGAUUUUUACUCUUUCGGUUUCACCUUGCCUGGAUGGAUCUAGAUUGCAAGCUAGCAUAGUCCAGGAUCAACGUUGAGAUGGCUAGGAUCGUCCAAUCGAUUUGGAUGGCUCAGAUUGUUGAUAAUGGGUCCACCAAGAGCACGCCACGUGUGCGGUUGAUAAUACAUAGAUCAUAGACCGCGGCUCACAAAGAUAAGGCUGAGAAGGAAAGCAAAAGGAAAGAUGGAGAAGAAAGCGCGCGCGAAGCAAAGGCAAAGACAACGGUCCGCAAUAGCAUGGCUUCUGCCCUUCCUCCUCCUCCACCUUCAAUCCUUUCCAAAACCCAAACCCAAGACUACAAUCGCUUCAUCUCAAUCUCUAAAACUAAACAAAAUCAUCAAAUUCUCCAUCCAUCCCAAGAAUCCUCCCACCCCCAAAACGCCUCAAACCCAAAGAAACCCACGAUCCAAUCCCGCCUCAGCCAGCUAUGCAAAGAUGGCCGCCCAGACCUUGCCCGCCGCAUGUUCGAUGCAUUGCCCCGCCCCAACACCCUCCUCUGGAACACCAUCAUCAUCGGAUUCGUCUGCAAUGGUAUGGCCCACGACGCUCUACGUUUCUACGCCUUCAUGAUGAGCUACCCUGCCCCGGCCAAAUCCGACUUUUACACUUACUCUUCCGCCCUCAAGGCAUGUGCAGAAACCCGGCAGCUGAAGUUAGGAAAAUCGAUCCAUUGCCAGGUGAUCCGCACUCAGUUGAAGCCCAGCAGAAUCCUCAGCAAUUCCCUUCUUAGUAUGUACUCUACCUGUUUGAGUGAAAUGGAUCUGAAUUUUCCUUGCGGUGACGUAUCUCAGAAGCUGUUUGAUAGAAUGCGUAAGAAGAAUGUUGUCACUUGGAACACCAUGAUUGCUUGGUACGUCAAGACUGGACGGCCGCAUGAAGCCCUGCUGCAGUUCAAGAUAAUGAUUGAUAUGGGGAUAAAACCGACGGUCGUCAGCUUCAUCAACAUCUUUCCAGCAGUUGCGGUGAUUCGAGAUGUAAGAAAUUCGGAUGUCCUCUACGGCUUGCUUCUCAAGUCAGGUCCUGAUAAUGCCAAUGACUUGUUUGUUGUCAGUUCUGCGAUCUUCAUGUAUUCUGAGCUCUCGGAUGUUGAUUCUGCAAGAUGGGUUUUUGAUUGCUCUGUAGAGAAGAAUACGGAAGUUUGGAAUACAAUGAUUGAUGGGUAUGUCAAGAAUGACCGUCCCGAUGAUGCUCUCCAUCUUUUCCUUCAAAUUCUUGACUCAGAUCAGAUUGUUCCUGACACCAUUACUUUUCUCGCUGCCCUAAUGGCAGUUUCACAAAUUCAGCGGUUGGAAUUUGGGCAACAAAUCCAUGCUUAUGUGAUUAAACAGUUGUCUCCAUUGCCUCUAAUUCUUUCAAACGCACUUAUAGUUAUGUAUUCAAGGUGCGAUGCUGUGGAAACGGCCUUUCUAGUCUUUGAUAAGAUGGUUGAAAGAGAUAUUGUUUCAUGGAACACCAUGGUUUCUGCAUUCGUACAAAAUGGCUUUGACAUUGAAGGUUUGAUGCUCGUCUAUGAGAUGCAGAAACAGGGUCUUUUUAUUGAUUCAGUAACAGCAACUGCUUUGCUUUCGGCAGCAUCAAAUCUAGGCAGUUUGAGAUUUGGAAAGCAGACACAUGCUUAUCUCUUCAGGCAUGGAAUCAAAUUCGAAGGAAUGGACAGUUAUCUUAUAGACAUGUAUGCGAAAUCCGGUUCAAUUGAAUCUGCACAACGGCUAUUCAAAAAGAAUCAUAUUCAUGAGAGGGAUCAAGUCACUUGGAAUGCCAUGAUUGCAGGAUACGUGCAAAAUGGGCAGAUUGAACAGGCGAUUGCUGUUUUCCGGCAGAUGCUUGAGCAAAACCAGCCACCUAAUUCUGUGACACUUGCAUCGGUCCUCCCUGCAUGCAACCCAACAGGAGGCACUGGUGCAGGUAAACAGCUUCAUGGCUUUGCUGUCCGCCACUUCUUGAAUGGGAAUGUCUUUGUUGGCACUGCUCUGGUGGACAUGUAUUCGAAAUGUGGCGUGAUAGAUUAUGCUGAAAGGGUGUUCAAUAGGAUACCAGAGAGAAAUUCGGUCACUUACACCACCAUGAUAUCAGGUUAUGGUCAGCAUGGGCUUGUCGAGAGAGCUCUAUCAUUGUUCUAUGCAAUGCCAAAGGCUGGAAUGAAACCUGACACUAUCACCUUCGUUGCGGUCUUGUCAGCUUGCAGCUAUGCUGGAUUGGUUGAUGAGGGUCUCAGAAUAUUUGAGUCUAUGGAGAAGGAAUAUGGGAUUCCUGCAACGCCUGAACAUUAUUGCUGCAUUGUGGACAUGUUAGGGAGGGCUGGGAGGGUGGCGGACGCCUAUGAGUAUGUUAGAGAGAUGGGUGGUGAUGGAAAUUUGGUGGGAGUCUGGGGGUCAUUGCUUGGGGCUUGUAGGAUUCAUGGAGAGUUUGAAUUGGGGAAGUUGGUCGCAGAAAGGCUGAUUGAGAUGGAGAGUGGAAAGGAUGUGGGGGGGUAUCACGUUUUGCUGUCAAAUAUCUAUGCUGAAGAAGGAAAUUGGGAGAAUGUUGACAGGGUGAGGAAAGGGAUGAGAGAGAAGGGUUUGAGGAAGGAGGCUGGGCGUAGUUGGAUCCAGGUUGGUGGUAUUGUGCACUAUUUCAUGUCUAGGGACCAAAGGCACCCCCGACGGGAUGAGAUAUACACAAUGUUGGAAGAGUUGGUUGUGGAGAUGAAGGCAGCCGGAUAUGGGCUUAGUGUUUGUUCAAACAUGGAUGAGGCGUUUGAGCAUGAGUGAGCUUUGUUCUGUUUUGGAGGAAUUCGAUGACAUUUAGAGCAAUGAACGAGGAUUUGUUGAGCAAUUUGCAGGUGAGUGGAUUGCUAGUGACUGGAGAAGUACAUGCGGAUGGAGUGGUUGAAGGAUUACAUGUGGGUGUGGUUUGGGUUCUAUCUGAUGUGGAAAAUGGAGUUCUCUGUGCUUGGAUAA
Messenger RNA from Magnolia sinica, 4529 nucleotides. Its product is annotated as pentatricopeptide repeat-containing protein At3g22150, chloroplastic. Gene Ontology annotation, biological process: RNA modification. NCBI's taxonomy places the organism in Eukaryota, Viridiplantae, Streptophyta, Magnoliopsida, Magnoliales, Magnoliaceae. Bases 1827 to 4340 code for a protein of 837 amino acids. Gene Ontology annotation, molecular function: protein binding; RNA binding. The record is from RefSeq and is a predicted model, not a curated record. The transcript is spliced from 2 exons.